Peronospora belbahrii is the source of this 1065-nucleotide messenger RNA. The record is from the annotation of a GenBank genome assembly. Lineage: Eukaryota; Oomycota; Peronosporomycetes; Peronosporales; Peronosporaceae.
AUGACUGGAAAGCAGAGUCCCAUGCGUAUGUUUAUCAUGUUGCCUUUGAUUUUUCUCAUGGGGAAGAUUGAUUUUGAGAAUGAAUGGCUACUAUUUUCGGCACGUACUGCCUUUUGUCUCUGUCAAACCAUUGCUUUACUUGUGGGAUUUUAUCUCAAACAUUUGAUUCAACGGAAGCAUGAUACACGCAAGAUCUAUGUACCCAAUAUUAAAUCACCCUUUGAUCAAUCACCAAAUUAUGAUGAAUUGACUGAGACAACGUAUGAAAGUCAUGAAUUGGCCAAAGUGAAUGAAUUUAUUAAACAGACGCUCAUUGGGGCAGGUAUUUCAUCCUUUAUCCACUUUAAAAUGGGUGUUAACCACGUGGUAAUGAUCCAGAGCAUCAUGAUGCCCAUUAAUCUAUGGGAUAAUGCACUAGUACAGGCUUAUAUCUUGGGUCGUCGUAAUGGACGUAUUUGGAAUGAACGACUUGAGGGUGAAUCAGCACAAGAUGCAGCAGCAGCAGCAGCGGGUGAGACGAUAACAACGUCUACAGUAUUAACAAGUGUAGACGCACAGGAAAAGAACAAGCAGGUACAUUUGACGCCAGAAGAGGCAAUUGCUGAGACACUGGCAGCUGGUGCAGAUGCGGACUUUGACACACUUUGGAACGUGGUCAAAUGUAAAGUGAAUGCAAAGACAGACGAGGACCAAUGGACGGCGCUGAUGGUGGCCUGUGGAUCACCUGUGGACACGGAAGAGUUUAUCAAGAAAGUGGUAAAGGCGGGAGCUGAUGUGCUGGCUGUGGAUGGAGACGGAUGGACAGCACUGCAUUGGAGCGCGUUUCACGGUCGCCCAGAGGCUGCAGAAGCGCUGCUAUCAAGCAUCUCGAUUGAGAAGCGCGAGACACUACUGGCUAUCAAGGCGUCUGAUGGUCGAACGGCAGCGGAGGUUGCCAAGGGUGAAGAGAAUGCCGAUGUGGUUGCGAUCCUGGCUAGCUACGCGGAAAGUAGCGUUAGUGACGAGGAGACCUCGACUCUGCGUCAGCGAAAGACUGGCGUAUCAUCGGUGGAAGACGUGGACUAG